CAAGUCCUCAUGGUGGAUCCUCUACCUAACCAAUUAGAAUCACGAAUUUCUCAAAUUUUUGUUGUUGGGUGUGUGCAUCCGGGUUGCCGGUAAAGCAACAAAGAUGGCGUCGCUUGACAGAGUAAAGGUUUUAGUGUUGGGAGAUUCAGGUGUUGGCAAAUCCUCUCUGGUUCACUUGCUGUGUCACAAUCAAGUGCUGGGUAACCCCUCAUGGACAGUUGGCUGUUCUGUUGAUGUGCGGGUUCACGACUACAAAGAAGGAACACCUGAAGAGAAGACCUAUUACAUAGAGUUGUGGGAUGUUGGAGGCACAGUGGGCAGUGGCAGCAGUGUGAAAAGCACCAGGGCAGUGUUUUACAACUCUGUAAAUGGCAUUAUUUUAGUUCAUGACCUGACAAACAAGAAGUCCUCACAGAAUUUGUAUCGCUGGUCAUUAGAAGCAUUGAAUAAAGACUCCUCUCCAACUGGGGUUAUAGUCACAAACGGUGAUUAUGACCGAGAGCAGUUUGCUGACAACCAGAUUCCUCUGCUGGUGAUCGGCACCAAACUAGACCAAAUUCCAGAAAAUAAGCGAAGUGAUGUGUUGACAAGAACAGCUUUCCUAGCAGAGGAUUUUAAUGCAGAAGAAAUUAAUCUGGAUUGUACCACUCCAAGGUAUUUAGCAGCUGGCUCAUCCAAUGCGGUCAAGCUAAGCAGGUUUUUUGAUAAGGUAAUAGAAAAGAGAUACUUUACAAGGGAUGGGAGUCAGAUGCCAGGAUUCUCAGAAAGAAAGCGGUAUGGAGCAGGGAACUCCAAGAGCCUCCACUACGACUAACCCUCAGUUCUAGCAAUGUGGGUUAAAGGAGGACUGUACCACCAGCUGCAUUCUACAUUGGGAGUGAUGUUUUGCAAACAGCAUACUGUAUGCUGUACCUUUCUGGAUGUUAAUGGGGGGAGGGGGAGGGGGCUUUUAUUUAUUCUGUCAAAAAACAUGUGUUAUCAGUUAAAUGUGAGACCGGGUCAAUAGAUCUACAAUAUAAAUGUGUGUCCUGGAUCAUGUAUGUGUGGUUGUCCAAUGUCUUCUGGUGACUUCAGGCCAGUUUAAAACUUUUUUUUAAUCUUCUUUGUAAUUGGUACCAGUCCCUUGUGGAACCUAAAAGUUUGGCAGAUGUGGAGACAUUAACAAUAGCUGCUCUCCCAGCACUGUCUAGAAUGAGGCACAAUGUAUAUGCACAUUUGUGAGAGCUUAAUAAAGAAUGUGGUUCUCUUGCUGCCUGUGCAGCAAUACUCUGGAAGGAUUUCUGGGACUCUGGCACAAAAUAUUUGUUUGCACAAAAAAUAAACUGUUAUAUUUUAAAAUAACAGAA
Acipenser ruthenus (sterlet) is the source of this 1346-nucleotide messenger RNA. It is a transcript of the gene rabl3, whose product is annotated as RAB, member of RAS oncogene family-like 3. The transcript is spliced from 8 exons. Gene Ontology annotation, cellular component: endomembrane system. The record is from RefSeq and is a predicted model, not a curated record. The coding region runs from base 104 to 814 and encodes 236 amino acids. Gene Ontology annotation, molecular function: GTPase activity. NCBI's taxonomy places the organism in Eukaryota, Metazoa, Chordata, Actinopteri, Acipenseriformes, Acipenseridae. Gene Ontology annotation, biological process: intracellular protein transport.